AUGGGGUAUUAUUUAGCCGAUGAUAUUUAUCCACAAUGGGCUACACUUGUCAAGACAAUUCCAAUGCCACAAGGAGAUAAAAGAAAAUUGUUUGCCCAACAUCAAGAAGCAGCAAGAAAGGACGUGGGCGUGCAUUUGGAGUGCUUCAAUCUCGAUUCGCAAUUGUAUGUGGCCUGGUGCGUAAUUGCCCCCAACAAUGAUGUUUCAACAAAUGACACACAUAAUGGUCCUCAUCCAAAUCUCGCACCAUACCUUCAAAUAAGAGCACAAAUUCAAGAUAGGCGAGCUCAUCUUCAACAUGAUCUUGUCGAGCAUAUUUGGCAACGUUUUGGGCAUGAUGAUCAACAAAAUUAA
Messenger RNA from Trifolium pratense (red clover), 354 nucleotides. RefSeq lists its product as uncharacterized. The record is from RefSeq and is a predicted model, not a curated record. The transcript is spliced from 2 exons. The coding region runs from base 1 to 354 and encodes 117 amino acids. NCBI's taxonomy places the organism in Eukaryota, Viridiplantae, Streptophyta, Magnoliopsida, Fabales, Fabaceae.